This is a messenger RNA of Cajanus cajan (pigeon pea), 1469 nucleotides long. Its product is annotated as putative polygalacturonase At3g15720. Lineage: Eukaryota; Viridiplantae; Streptophyta; Magnoliopsida; Fabales; Fabaceae. Gene Ontology annotation, biological process: carbohydrate metabolic process. Gene Ontology annotation, molecular function: polygalacturonase activity. The record is from RefSeq and is a predicted model, not a curated record.
UGCAAAUUUUUGCUUAUUUAAACCUUGACAACCUAAGAUUUUGUUCAAUAUGUUAACUAAUUACUAUUCUUGAUCUUCCCAAGGAUAGUAAAAAUAAAAUUUCCUUGCUAAUUCCAUACUUAAUUAUUAAACAUGCAAAGGCUAAACACUUGUCUUUAUUUGAUUCUUGGUUUUGUUGCACCAUGUUUCUGUGAUACAUCAUUUGUUGGAACCAAUAACACAUUUUUUAAUGUAAUAGACUAUGGUGCUAAGGGUGAUGGCAAAUCUGAUGAUACCCAGGCAUUUGUUACUGCAUGGCAGCAUGCGUGUGGAACACAAGGGGCAUCAACUCUAGUUAUACCACCAAAAACAGUGUUUCUGGUGAGGAACCUACGCCUAGAGGGUCCUUGUAAUGCUACAAGUAUUCUUAUUCAGCUUCAAGGGGAAAUAGUUGCACCUGCCAAAAAUGAAUGGAUAAAUGGUCUCACAAUUGAUGAAGAGUCUAAUUUGAUUUUGAUCUCAAAAGUAAAUAGUCUCACGGUUGAUGGAAACGGAGGGCUAAUAGAUGGCUAUGGUUCUACUUGGUGGGCAUGCAAACGUUGUACACGACCAAUGAUCCUUAAAUUCCUAUCAUGCAAUGAUCUUAGUGUUAGUAACCUGAUGAUCAUAAAUAGUCCAAAAGCUCACAUACAUGUAAAUUUUUGUGAUGGUGCCAUAUUAUCUAAUAUCAAUAUUAGUGCACCUGGUGAUAGUCCCAACACCGAUGGAAUUGAUAUUUCUUCCUCAAAAAAUAUCAUAGUAGAAGAUUCCACUUUCGAAACUGGUGAUGAUUGUAUUGCCAUCACUGGUAACUCCUCUUACAUCAAUGCCACAAGAAUUGCUUGUGGACCAGGUCAUGGAAUAAGCAUUGGAAGCCUGGGUAGAAACAAUGCUAAUGAUAGAGUGGAAGAAGUUCAUGUACGAAAUUGUACCUUCACAAACACCAAAAAUGGAGCAAGAAUCAAGACAUGGAUCGGUGGAUCAGGUUAUGCAAGAAAAAUCUACUUUGAGCAAAUCAUAUUAUCACAGGCUAAAAACCCAAUAAUUAUAAAUCAGUACUAUAGUGAUUAUGUAACGAAUGGAGGGUUGGAAGUGAGCGACGUGACAUACCGUGGAUUCCAAGGAACAUCUCUGAAUGACAAAGCUAUUACCUUAAAUUGUUCCUCAUCAGGUUGUUUCAACAUUGUAUUGGAUCAGAUUAACAUUGUCUCUUCUGAACCAGGAGCGACGGCUUAUUGCACUAUCUAUAAUGCUCGUGGAACAGCUACAUCUACGGUUCCAAAUUGUUCUCUGUCGACAUGAAUUAUUGGCUUCAUAUAUGUAUAAGCCAAAUGCCUAGAAGUGGCAUUUUUAUGAGAACUUUAAUAAAUGUCAUUGGGAACACCCAACUAUAAGAUAUUGAUAGACAAAAACCGUUAGUGUAAGGGUGCUGUCAAGUAAUAAAAUUUAUU